CUUCCAUGAGGCAUUGCGAGGGGAAGCACGUGAGUCUACAGGAAGUAGCGUGCCGCGCGCGCUUGUGUUACGUCUGUCUGACUGCUGUGUGCUGAAAUGGCGGCCGUCAAUGAUAUGGAGAAGAAACUGGCAGAAUACAAAUGUGAUACCAAUGAAGCAAUCAGCUUGAAGCUUGUGCGCUUUCCUGAAGAUGUGGAGGAUGAUGGUAUAACCUUCCACCCAGAAUACAGCCACCAGUGUUUUGGAGAUGAUGAAAUAGCAUUUGGAUACAAAGGCCUUCACAUACAGCUAUACUACAGUGCAGGAAAUCUAACAACACUAUUCAAUGUCAAAUAUUCAUCAAAAGUAACUGAUAAAUUUGACUGUGUCGAGCCUGAUGAUAUUGAAGGUAAAAUUCGAGAUAUAAUCCCAGCAGGUUUUUGCUGCAAUACCGAUGACUUUAUUACUUUAUUGGAAAAAGAGUCAAAAUUUAAACCUUUUGGAGCAUUGUUACACACAUACUCUGUCCAUAAUGAGGAGGCUGGGGAAGACAUUACCUACCAGAUCCACAAGGCUGAUGUGUCCUGUCCUGGCUUUCGAGAGUACCAUGAAAGGCUGCAGACCUUCUUGAUGUGGUUCAUUGAGACAGCAAGCUUCAUCGAUGUGGAUGAUGAAAAAUGGGACUACUUUCUUAUAUUUGAGAAAUAUAAUAAGGAUGGAGAGACACUCUUCGCAACUGUUGGCUACAUGACAGUCUAUAAUUACUACGUAUUCCCAGACAAAACCCGGCCGCGUGUAAGCCAAAUGAUAAUUCUCCCCCCAUUUCAAGGAGAAGGUCAUGGAGCACAACUGCUUGAAACUGUUCACAGAUAUUACAUGACAGACCCCAAAGUUAUGGAUAUUACUGCUGAAGAUCCAUCUGAAAACUAUGUCAGACUAAGGGAUUUUGUGCUUGUAAAAUUCUGCCAGUCUUUGCCAAGCUUUUCACCAGCUAAUUUAGUCCACGGAUUUAGCAAGGAAAUGGUUACGGAGUCCCAGGAAAAGUUAAAGAUAAAUAAGAAACAUGCUAGAAGAGUUUACGAGAUUUUGCGCCUACGUGCAACCGACAUGAGUGAUGCUGAUCAUGCUAGAGCAUACAGACUGGAAAUUAAAAAGCGGCUUGUUGGCCCUUACAAGAAAAACCAGAGGGAACUUGCCAAGAUGACAAGGUGUCUCAGACCUGAGGAGAUGAGCAAUCAAAUAAAUAUAAUUAAUCUUCAAGUACAACAUGAAGAGCUGGAGAAGAGUUACCAGGAGCUUCUUGCAGACUACAAACGAGUAAUUGAGCGCCUUGCUCAGGCUUGACUUUUACCUUCCCAUCUACGUUAAUCCAGAUGUUUCCUUCUGUUUUUUCUUUUAUACAUGUCAUACAUUCAGAAUGGACUACCACUUAAUGGCAGUGUUUUUCUGCUUUACAUUGGUUCUGUUUGUGUAUCUGAUCAGUAAAUUAAUUUACUAGUUUGUGGCCUAAGGUAAUGAAAAACAUCCUUAUACUUCUGUUCUCGCCUCAUAAACGGACUACCUUUGAACCUAAUACCGAUGAGUCUCUGCAUAGAUUUCAAAUCGUUGUAUUUGUCACUGCUUUGUUGAAAUGAUUUGUAGCACUCAACAUAAAAGUGAGUUUUAUAUACAGUAUAAUAUGACAUCUAUAUUGCUCCUCUGCUGUCUCUAUUCAUGUUGCAAAUGUAAUAUGACACACAAGGCUGUUCUUAAGAUUUCCAUUUAUUUCAGAUUUUAAUACUUGGGUUUAUGUGACUUCCUUUGUAUUUUUCAUCACAUUUUAAUUUUGCACUGGUUGAAUAUUACCUGUUUUGCCAUCUCUUUCAAAUAUACUGAGAAAUGGACAACAUUCAGCCCUCUAAGAUUGUGUCAGAGUUGAGCUUUGGUACAGUCUUUUAAAUUGCUGCAGACGAUAAUUAAGCAUAUUUUUUUCUCCUUCAGGCUCAAACUCAUUAAGUUGCAGCACAUCAUUUGUCCCCUCCUUGUACUUCAGCUCAGCUUGUUUCAUUAGCUGCUCAUUCUUUCUCUCUGUGCUCUUUAGCUUUUUAGAGCUUGGAUCACCAGAAUAUAGGGUGGCACUUGUUGUUAAUUGCAGUCACGUUCCUUUCAACCAGGAACCAGGCUGAAACAGUAAGCAUUGAUGUCACAUAGAUAACAGAAAAGCAGUCAAACAGAAAAGUGGAAUGGAUUUGAUCCAAGUUUGCAGAGGUGAAAGGACAUUGCUCUUUAUCAGAUGCAGAAUUAACUGCAUCACUGAAUCAAGUUAGAGUUGUUUUUUAAUUAGAAGAAUAAAAUAAAACCAUUGUCUAUUGCAAAGUUUCACACCUACACAUUUUUUUAAACAUUUUACUUCUGAACUAAAUAUUGUAGGAAAAUUGAAAAGAUUUUUGUCAAUUUUUGUGUGUAUCAUCAAGUUAUGUGGCAUUCACUGAAACAUCAAUAUUUAAGAGCUUAUGAAAUAAAAGGAAAAUGUCUAGAAGAUGAAAUUGUUGCACAUCUGUAAUGGUGUGUUGUAAACAAAUGGAACUGCUGUCCGUCAUCACAAAUUAAAAGCAUUUUUUGUCUA
Erpetoichthys calabaricus (reedfish) is the source of this 2584-nucleotide messenger RNA. It is a transcript of the gene hat1, whose product is annotated as histone acetyltransferase 1. The coding region runs from base 97 to 1323 and encodes 408 amino acids. Lineage: Eukaryota; Metazoa; Chordata; Cladistia; Polypteriformes; Polypteridae. Gene Ontology annotation, cellular component: nucleus. The record is from RefSeq and is a predicted model, not a curated record. The transcript is spliced from 11 exons. Gene Ontology annotation, molecular function: histone binding; histone H4 acetyltransferase activity. Gene Ontology annotation, biological process: subtelomeric heterochromatin formation.